CAGUCCACCGGGCAUUAACCCCCAUGUUGGCUCUGUUUCCUGCUGCGCAGCCUGACGCCUGAGCAGAGCCUCCAUGAAUCACAUGAUAAAGCUACGCUGACUGGCUAGCUAGCUAGCGAGCUAACAUGCUAGCUCCGGUUAUCAGAGGCGCUGUCAACAGCCACAGACGGACGGAGUAACAAACCCAACUAAAGAAAAGGGACUCGUCUUCUUUCCUAUUUCAAGAUAUCGAGUCAUUAAAUUUCCACCCAAUAAGUCACAGGGGUUUUGGCAUCCUCAAGGCUCAUCGGCCAAGCAAGUCCUCCAUCAGCGUGGGGAUAUCGACGGGCUGAGGUUGUGGACUCUCAUGGGCAGGAUGGAUAGACGAUAAAUAAGACAUCAACUUCAGAGGUACACGUUGAUUUCGUAAUGACAAGCUGCUGUGCAGAAGAUGUCCACGCUGUCUGUGACUGAUAUCCCAGAUGUUGGUCAUGAUGAGAGUAAGGUGUUUGACGGGGCCUCUGAGCUGCAGCUGGACUGCAUGGUUGAGGAGAGCAGCGGAAGCACCACAAUGAAGCAUGACGGCCUGCUGUCGCUGGCUGACCUCUCCCAGCCAGACGACUUCCCCGCCCCCCCCCAUAACGGCCCUUCACUGACUGACAUGAGCAGCCCACUGCCAAUAGAGCCCAGUGACAUUAAGCUGGAUCCGUCUGCAGGUGACACACCUGCCAGCACAGAUGGUCAGCCGGUGAAGAGAAAGAAGGGACCUGCGCCGAAGAUGCUGGGCAACGAGGUGUGCAGCGUGUGUGGUGACAAGGCCUCUGGUUUCCAUUACAACGUGUUGAGCUGCGAGGGCUGCAAGGGCUUCUUCCGACGCAGCGUCAUUAAAAGCGCCCAGUACAACUGCAAGAACAACGGCCGCUGUGAAAUGGACAUGUACAUGCGGCGCAAGUGCCAGCAGUGCCGCCUGCGCAAGUGUCGGGAGGCGGGCAUGCUGGAGCAGUGUGUGCUCUCUGAGGAACAAAUCAGACUGAAGAAGAUGAAGAAGCAGCACGAGGAUGAAACGGCCCGCACGUCCACAGUGGUCACCCCCACCCCUCUACAGGAAACGGUCACGCUGGAGCCACAGCAGCAGGAGAUGAUUGAGAAGCUGGUGUCCAUGCAGAAGCAAUGCAACAAGAGGUCUUUCCUCGACCGACCCAAAGUGACGCCGUGGCCACAGAGCCAGGACCCGCAGAACCGAGAAGUGCGUCAGCAGCGGUUCGCCCACUUCACUGAGCUGGCGAUCAUGUCAGUCCAGGAGAUCGUGGAUUUUGCCAAGCAGCUUCCCGGUUUCCUGGAGCUCACGAGGGAGGACCAGAUCGCUCUACUGAAGACGUCAACCAUUGAGAUUAUGCUACUGGAGACGUCUCGGCGGUACAACCCUACUAUCGAUAGCAUUACGUUCCUGAAGGAUUUCAGCUAUAAUAAGGAGGAUUUCGCAAAAGCAGGGCUUCAGUUUGAGUUCAUCAACCCCAUCUUUGAGUUCUCAAAAGGAAUGAACGACCUGCAUCUGGACGAGGCAGAAUACGCCCUGCUCAUCGCCAUCAACAUCUUUUCUGCAGAUCGGCCAAAUGUGCAGGAUCACGAUCUGGUGGAGAGACUGCAGCAACCCUAUGUGGACGCACUGCGCUCUUACAUCAUGAUAAAGAGACCAAAUGAUCAUUUGAUGUUUCCCCGUAUGCUGAUGAAGCUGGUGAGCCUUCGUACACUAAGCAGCGUCCACUCGGAGCAGGUUUUUGCCCUUCGCCUCCAGGACAAGAAGCUUCCCCCGCUGCUCUCUGAAAUUUGGGACGUCAAUGAGUGACUGCAAACCUGAUGUCACACUCUUUUUGAAGCCUAAGACAUCACAGACAUGAUAUCCAGCAGGAACACGGACUCCUUUCUGCCCAUCUGGUCAGGAACUGGUUAUAGCAGUGAGAUUGCUUUUCUCUCGUGGGAGGAGAGUAUCGUCGCCCUUUGCUCUCAAACUGACUGCUAAAUGGUUUUGUGUUCAUAAGGACAAACAUGAACACCUAGUUGAGCCUUUUGUUGUUCUUACCUUUGUGUAGAUGCUGACAUGAUUAUGGCGAUAUUAAAUACCAGCAUCAGGCUCUUUAGCCAGUUUUCUCUGAUUUUAAUAUUUGUUGAAUGUCAAUUUCUAGUGCGGUUCUAUAUUCAUCCUCUAACAGUUAUAAUCUGAGCAGGUCUUGGCUGCCUCUAACAUCAGGAUUACAGCUGCACAUUCAGUUGAAAUAGUGAUUUUUGCAGUCGUGCAAUAGGUGGAAACGGAUACAGAGUUAAAGGAUAACUUCGGUAUUUUUCAACCUGGACCCUAUUUUCACAUUUUUGUAUCUAAGUGACUAAUGAGGACAAGAAUUUCUGAAACUGGUUCAGUAUUGAGGGAUAACGCAAAACGAGCUGCGAGGGCAGUGAGCAGCGUCAGUGUAACGUUACGUCCACUAAAAGUGCUUGUCUUUGCCACUGACGGGCUCAGAUUGUUACUAUAAGUGUCUGACAACAUUAUGGAAAGGACCCGACAGAGAAAAGCAAAGUUUUUCUUACCUUUUGCUUGAUCCAGUUUAGAGCUGUCGCAAUAUCUGCAAUACCGUGCUAUUGACAAGCCGACCGCAGGGCAACCGCCACAGUUGCUAUGUUCACAUUUUUUUUUAAUUCUUUGCAAUGGGAACGCCACGUAUUUAUACUGUGCUACAAACACCAGCAGUGUGACGAGGCGCUGAGCGCUGCACGUUUGGGUUUUUUUUUUCUAGUCACCGAGAGUUGAAAAAUGUUCAAUUUUGGUUAAAAUGCUGCACUGUCACUUUUUUAUCCAGUAGU
Sebastes umbrosus (honeycomb rockfish) is the source of this 2835-nucleotide messenger RNA. RefSeq names its product nuclear receptor subfamily 1, group H, member 3 (gene nr1h3). NCBI's taxonomy places the organism in Eukaryota, Metazoa, Chordata, Actinopteri, Perciformes, Sebastidae. The record is from RefSeq and is a predicted model, not a curated record. Gene Ontology annotation, molecular function: zinc ion binding; nuclear receptor activity; RNA polymerase II cis-regulatory region sequence-specific DNA binding. Gene Ontology annotation, biological process: positive regulation of transcription by RNA polymerase II; negative regulation of transcription by RNA polymerase II; cell differentiation.